Messenger RNA from Dromaius novaehollandiae (emu), 12160 nucleotides. It is a transcript of the gene WNK1, whose product is annotated as WNK lysine deficient protein kinase 1. Gene Ontology annotation, molecular function: ATP binding; protein serine/threonine kinase activity; potassium channel inhibitor activity. NCBI's taxonomy places the organism in Eukaryota, Metazoa, Chordata, Aves, Casuariiformes, Dromaiidae. Gene Ontology annotation, cellular component: cytoplasm; cytosol. Bases 833 to 9388 code for a protein of 2851 amino acids. Gene Ontology annotation, biological process: intracellular signal transduction; protein phosphorylation; positive regulation of potassium ion import across plasma membrane. The record is from RefSeq and is a predicted model, not a curated record. The transcript is spliced from 31 exons.
GCUCCCUCCCCCCGCCGCCCGCCCUCCCUGUGUGUCGGUUUCGGGCUCCCGUCGCCAUUUAGCGCGGAGACGUCCCCGGGCCGGCCGUGGCUGCUCCGCUCCCCCGCCCUCCUCUCCCCUCCCGCCGCGGCGCCUGCGGGACUCGGCUCACCUGUGGCGGCGGCCCCCGGUGAGGAGCGGCGCCGAGCCCCGGGCACGGGCGGGGGGCAGGAGGAGGGUUUCCGGCUCCGCGCGAGGCGGCGGCGGCCGCAGGGAGCGCGGCCCGGCCUCGCGCGGGCGGCGGCUGCCUACCUAGCGGGAGAGGCCGCGGCCGCCAUGGGCGCCCCUGCGAGGCGGGGCUGAGCUCCGCGGCCCCUUUCCCUGCCCGCUGGCAGGGGCCGAGGGCGCCGGGCCUGCCCGGGCCUCCCCGCCCGGUGCGGGUGACUGAGCGCGGCGACUUCCUCUGCGGCCGGGGCCUGCGCCCCCCCUCCCCCCCUUAGGCCCUCGCUCCCCCGUUUCUCCCCCGGGCCGGGGCCUGCCUCGGGGCUCCCCCCUCCCCCCCGGCUUUUCCCCUCUCCGCUCCGCUUCCCGCCGCCGCUCCCGGUGCUCCAUGUCGGCCCCGCUGCCCGGCUCCCCGCUGCAGGAUGGAUGCAGACGCUAAGCGGGGAUCCACCCCGCCGGCCCAGCCUCUGCAGCAGCCGCCUCCCAGCUCCGCCGCGAGGAGCCCUUGGGACCCUCCUCUGCUGCAGCCGCGACAGCCGCCGCGGCCCGGCGCGCUCGGCGCUCAGUGACCGGCCCCUUCCCUCGCCUGCGCCGGCCCCGCCUCGCCCUCGCAGCGCUUCGCCGCGGCGCGAUGUCGGGGGGCGCCGCGGAGAGCGGCACCGCGGCCCCUCGCUUCCUGGCGCCGCCGCCGCCCAAGAACGGCUCCAGCUCGGACAGCUCCGUCGGCGAGAAGCUGGGAGCCGCCGCCGCCGCCGACCACGGGGCCGCCGGGGCCGGCGGCGGCGCGGUGAGCGGCGGCCGUAGCGAGGAGUACCGGCGCCGCCGGCACACCAUGGACAAGGACAGCCGGGGAGCGGCGGCCACCGAGCACCGCUUCUUCCGCCGGAGCGUGAUCUGCGACUCCAAUGCCACCGCCUUGGAGCUGCCCAGCUUGCAGCCCGCAGCGCCCUCGGCGCCCGUCUCUGGAGGCAGCGCCGCGGCUCUCGUCUCGCCGCCCGACGGUGCCGGCCGGAGCUCCGGCACCGCUGUCAGCGCCGCGCAGGCCCCCUCGCUGCUGCUGCUGCAGCAGGCGCCGCCGCCCGCCCCGCUCCCCCUUGAAGGACAGGCCGCUCAGGAGCUCCCUGCCGCCAAGGAUGCCGCCCCGCUGCUGCCCAAAGAGGAGGAGGAGGAGGAAGAGGCCGCCACGCUGCCCCCCACCAGUACCGCUGGCAGCGCGUCAGCUGCCAGCCGGGAAUUUGAGGAGCGGCGGACGCAGCAGGAAGACAUCGAAGAGCUCGAGACCAAGGCGGUGGGCAUCUCCCCGGACGGUCGCUUCCUGAAGUUUGACAUCGAGAUCGGAAGAGGCUCUUUCAAAACUGUCUAUAAAGGACUGGAUACAGAGACCACUGUGGAAGUCGCCUGGUGCGAGCUACAGGAUCGGAAACUGUCCAAGUCAGAACGACAAAGAUUUAAAGAGGAAGCUGGGAUGCUGAAAGGGCUCCAGCAUCCCAACAUUGUCCGGUUCUAUGAUUCCUGGGAGUCUACAGUCAAAGGAAAAAAAUGUAUCGUUCUUGUGACAGAACUCAUGACAUCUGGAACACUGAAAACGUAUUUGAAAAGAUUUAAAGUGAUGAAAAUCAAAGUGCUACGAAGCUGGUGCCGUCAGAUACUGAAAGGCUUGCAAUUUCUACACACACGCACUCCUCCCAUUAUCCACAGAGACUUAAAAUGUGACAACAUCUUCAUUACUGGCCCCACUGGAUCAGUCAAGAUUGGAGACCUGGGUCUGGCAACUCUGAAACGAGCUUCUUUCGCCAAAAGUGUGAUAGGUACCCCAGAGUUCAUGGCCCCCGAGAUGUAUGAGGAGAAAUACGAUGAAUCCGUUGAUGUAUAUGCUUUUGGGAUGUGUAUGCUAGAGAUGGCCACGUCUGAGUAUCCUUAUUCUGAGUGCCAAAAUGCUGCGCAGAUCUACCGACGAGUGACCAGUGGUGUCAAGCCAGCCAGCUUUGAUAAAGUAGCAAUCCCUGAAGUGAAGGAGAUUAUUGAGGGAUGCAUUCGGCAAAACAAAGGUGAAAGAUAUGCUAUUAAGGAUCUUUUGAAUCAUGCUUUCUUCCAAGAAGAGACUGGAGUACGGGUAGAACUAGCAGAGGAAGAUGAUGGAGAAAAAAUUGCUAUUAAACUCUGGCUCCGAAUUGAAGACAUCAAAAAACUCAAGGGCAAAUAUAAAGAUAAUGAGGCAAUAGAGUUUUCCUUUGACUUAGAGAGAGAUGUCCCGGAGGAUGUAGCACAGGAAAUGGUGGAAUCUGGCUAUGUCUGUGAAGGGGAUCACAAGACAAUGGCAAAAGCUAUCAAGGACAGGGUGUCUUUGAUUAAGCGAAAGCGAGAGCAGCGUCAAUUGGUGCGAGAAGAACAGGAGAAGAAGCUGCAGGAAGAAAGUGGUCAAAAGCAACAGCCGGAGCAACAGCAACCAUCAAGUGCUUCCCACGCAGGGUCAAAGCAUCCUCAGUCUGUCACUGGUACUACUUCUGUCCCCGCUACUUCAGCCUCAGUUUCUACACAAGUGGAGCCUGAAGAACCAGAAGCUGAUCAACACCAACAACUGCAGUUCCAGCAACCCAGUAUAUCUAUUCUUUCUGAUGGGACAGUUGACAGUGGCCAGGGGUCAUCUGUUUAUACUGAAUCGUGUGUGAGCAGUCAACAAACUGUGUCCUAUGGUUCCCAGCAUGACCAGUCAAUUUCAACAGCUGCAGUCCAGGGAUACGCAGCUUCAGUUGGCCAAGUACAGUCACAACAGCAUGGAGGAUAUCAGCCACCUACAGUGCCUCAGCAUCCGCGUGGGGGAACACCAACGUUCCCAGAUUCACAGAUAUUUUUCCCAACCGUUCAUGAACGGCCGGUGUCUUUCUCACCACCACCUGUCUGCCCGCCGAAGGUGGCAGUUGCUCAGCGGCGCAAGAGCACUUCAUUUUUGGAAGCCCAAACUUGCCACUUCCAGCCAGUGCUGAAGACUGGCCAGAGUUUAGUUCCACCUGGUGGUAGUCCCACCAAUUGGACACCAGAGGCAUUGGUUAUGCUGGGCACAACAGCUCACAGAGUCACUGGAGAGCCACUGCAUGUGCAAGUCAAUCCUGUGUUUGAGCCAGCUCCUGUACACGGUGACUGUAGAUCUGGACCAACACCUCCAGAGGAUGCUCACUACCGAAUGCAUCCAGAAGCUGUGUAUUUGGUGGGCAUGCACUAUCCAUCACAGGAGCAGUAUGAUCAAGUAGCUUAUAACUCCCAUGUGACUGAACAACAUUUGAAGCAGGCCUCUGAGUCAAAGCACGUGCAAGGUGCUCCUCCACAAAGCUCUGUGUUCGACUAUCAAUCUGGGCAAACGUACAUGGCAAGACACGUUCAGAACCUGAGACUGGAUUCUGGGAUGAGUCCUCUUUCUCCAUUAUCUAGUGUUUCAGCUCCUCUGAGUGCAGAGCCUGCUCAGAUGACAUUCCACCAGGUGUUUGUGCCACACUCGGCUCCAGCUGUGCUCUCGCACAGUGGGGAUGGCAGAACGAGCUGUGUCUUCGAGUUCCAUGUGCACACGCCAAGCUCUGCUCCAGCAGAUGGGGGGGGUUUACCCCCACGGGUCUACAGAAAUCGUCGGUGCUCUAUGGAGACCAGUCAAGAGGAAACUGCUCAAGGCAUAGGGUUGCAUGGUCGGCUUCAGCCUGUGACAGAAGAGCAGUCUAACUAUCUUGGUCCUGAGUUAGCAGGUCCCAGAGGGGGUUCUGCCAGGCAGAGCUGGCCGGAAGGAAGCCCAGAAUACUCCAGUGAUUCCUCACAGCUGACUUCCUCUGACACUGGCGAUUUCCAGUCUCCUCCUCCUACAGGGGGGUCAUCUUCUGCUUUUGGUUCAGACUUCUCAUUGCCUGUUGUUCAGCUGCCUCAGAAGGUAUUGCAGGAGUCCCAGCUCUUCAUCUGCUUCCCUCAGGGAGCCUCAAGUCAGCAGGCCUUGUCCACCUCACUUUCAUCGGGACCACCUGCACUCUAUCCUCAGACACAAGUGCAAGGCCAGUCAGCCUCAAGCAGUGUAUCGGUGCCAUCCCAGCCUAGCCAACACACUCAGCAGAAUGUGCAGCUGCCAGCCUCUUCCCAACAGACUGGGCAAUACCAGCUGCAGCAGCCAUCAGUUUCUACUGGCGCCACUCCCACACAAACGGUCUCUCAAACUCAGACUUCACAGAUUAUGCCAGUGCCUCAGGCACCAGCUGGGACACAGCUUCCUGUUUCCCAACCAGUGUCGAUCAUCCAAGGCGAGCCUCAAUUACCUGUUGCAGCACCUUCUCUCCCUCAGCCUUCAGUUGCCCCGCCAGUCCCUGUUGGCUCUCAUUUUCUACCCAUGGGACAGCCUUUGCCAACUUCCAUGCUUCCCCAGUUCCCAGUGUCUCAGUUGCCCAUAGCAGUCCCUCAUGUGUCAGUGGCUCAGCCAGGCUUCCAGUCGCUGCCAAAUUCAAUGGCAGCUGGCAUGAAUCAGCCACUGCUCACGCUGGCAACAUCUGCUGCGGCAGCCGCUAUCCCUGUAGGAUCGACUGUUGUCCCUAGCCAGCUUCCCACGCUGAUGCAGCCUGUGGCUCAGCUGCCCAGCCAGGUUCUCCCGCAGCUCCUGCAGCCAGCUGUCCAGUCCGUGGGAUUGCCAGCCAGCAUUGGACAAGCUGCUGAAGCUUCACUUCCUGCUGGAGAUGCUCUUUACCAGGGCUUCCCAUCUCGGCUGCCACCGCAAUAUUCAGGGGACUCAAAUGUGGCGCCCUCCUCUGCUGUGGCCUCUGUUUGCAUUCCUUCUGCCGUACUGUCCCCUCCCUUACCCACAGAUGCAAUGGCUCAGCCAGGCUACCUUGCUGGUGUUGUGCAGCCAUAUGUGGAACAGAACGUUUUAGUUCCUAUGGGUGGCCUAGGAGGACAGGUUCAAAUGCCCCCACCUACAGUGAGUUUAGUGCAACAGGCCUCAUCUGCUUCCUCCCAGCAGGCGACUUUGGAGGGUACUCAGGGAGUCUCACAGACUGCUGCUUCGGAGUCUCUGCCAUCAACACAGCCUGCUCAGUCUACCCCUUUGGCUUCCUCUAUGGAUAGUGCACAUUCUGAUGUUGCUUCAGGGAUGAGUGAUGGCAAUGAGAAUGUUCCAGCUUCUAGCGGAAGGCACGAAGGGAGGACUGCCAAACGUCAUAUGCGGAGGUCUGUCCGCAGCCGCUCUCGACAUGAGAAGACUGCUAGGCCAAAACUGAGAAUUCUGAAUGUUUCAAAUAAAGGUGAUCGGGUAGUGGAAUGCCAGCUAGAGACACACAAUCGGAAAAUGGUUACUUUCAAAUUUGAUUUGGAUGGUGACAACCCUGAGGAAAUAGCUUCAAUCAUGGUGCAGAAUGAGUUUAUUUUAGCAACUGAGAGAGACUCAUUUGUAGAACAGGUACGAGAGAUUAUUGAGAAAGCAGAUGAAAUGCUGAGUGAGGAUGUAAGUGUGGAGCCAGAAGGUGACCAGGGCUUGGAGAGUAUGCGGACAAAAGAUGAUAGCUUCUUUCCAGGGUCACAGAAAUUAGAGUUCAAACAGCCAGAUCCUUCAUCUUCCAUGCCACAAAGAACAGGGGUUCCUCCUAGCUCCUUUACUCAGGUGGUCCAUUCUGCAGGAAGGCGGUUUAUUGUCAGCCCUGUUCCUGAGAGUCGAUUAAAAGAACAGAGCUUUUUCACCUCUGCUAUUCCUGGAGGAAAGGAAACUCCGGAUGUGGUUGCUGCAUCUCCACUACAUGGUCCUGGAAUGAAUCUCUCCCACUCUGCAUCAUCACUGAGCUUGCAGCAAGCUUUCUCUGAGAUCAGGCAUGCUCAAAUGACAGAAGGACCUAGUACAGCUCCUCCAGUGUUCAACCAAAGUAUACCACCAUUUCCACCUGCGCUUUCUACCAUGGCAGGCAGUGGUGCACCCCCAGCAUCAGUAACUGCUUCUUCAAUAUCUGUUCCUUCCACCACAGGUGUUUCUAUUCCAGGAUCUGUUACUUUGCCUUCAGAAAAUGCAACUGUUGGAGCUGCACCAAGCACAAGUGUGCCAAGCUCUGUUUCUCCACCUCCAGCCUCACAAUCUGGACAGCAAUCGACUAGUGGAGUGGCUUCCAGUGUGAGCACCCCUGCUUCCUUUUCCCUACCUACCACGUCUCAGCCUGCUCAGCCACUGGCUGGAGACGUUGCCCCUAGUACCAGCACACUGGCUUCUUUGGCACUGCCAUCUACCCAGAUUCCUGGGGUCACUGGUCUUGGUAUCAUUGCACCAGCUGUGACAUCUCAAUCUACUCCUCAGAUCGUGAGUAGUUUGGCAGCGCCACAGACAUCUAUUGCCCUGUCUCUGCCUCAGAAUGUGGUUUUGCAGCUUCCUCAACUUAGUAUUAGCAGUGGCUCUGUCUCCAGUCUGGCAGAAACAACAGUUGUAAGUGCUCCACAAUCCAUAUCUGAAAAUGGGCAAUCCAUAGAUAAAUCACAGCUCUGCAGUGCAGCUGGAUUAUCUUUGCCAGUCUCUGCACCUUUAUCCUCUUCAGUAGCAACAAGCAUAUGUGGUUCAGUCACUCAGCCAGUGAUACAUCCUUUACUCAUCCCAUCAGCAAUUACAUCAACGCCUGUCCUACCCCAGAUUCCAGGUGCGAUGUCUACGCCUGUAUUGCCCCAGGUUCCCUUACCUGGUGUCUUGCCACAGCCAGUUACCAACUUGCCUGCAGUACAGCAAACACUGAUACACAGUCAGCCUCAGCCAGCUCCAUUACCCAACCAACCUCAUACUCACUGUCUGGAGGCUGAUGCUGAUGCUCAGUCUAAAGCACCCGGUAUUGAUGAUAUAAAGACUCUGGAAGAAAAGCUACGAUCUCUCUUCAGUGAACACAGCAAUGUUGGAACAGCACAUCCAUCAGUAUCUCUGGAGACAUCUUUGGUAAUGGAAACUACUGUCAUUCCUGGGAUACCGACCACUGUUGUUGCACCAACUAAACCCCUGACAUCCAUUAGCACUUGUAUACCACCGAGUAGUUUGCCUCUUGGACCGACUGGCUUGCCUGUGCUGACACCAGUUGCCACUCCUGGGCAAGUGAUCACACCGGUCAGCUAUAUUGCAGCAUCAAGCAGCAUUGCAACAGCAGUAGUGAAACCAGGGACCUCUCCUUCAAAGCCGCCUCUAAGCAGAGUACCGGUGCUACCAGUAGGUUCUGAACUUCCAGCUGGCACUCCGUCCAGUGAGCCGCUGCCACCUUUUCCAGGACCUUCACUAACUCAGUCCCAGCAGCCAUUGGAAGAUCUGGAUGCUAAGCUGAGAAGAACCCUUAGUCCAGAGACUGUUCCAGUGACGUCUGCUCCUGCCUGUUCUGUGCCCUCAGUAGCAUCCACAACGGUUACCGGGCUGGUAUCUACAGCAGCACAGUCUCAAAAAGAUGUUUCAGCAUCAUGUGGUAGAGAGAGCAGUGCUAUGGCUACCACAGCAGGAGCUGGUAUUCUUAAGAUGGGACGGUUUCAGGUCUCAGUGGCAGUGGAUGAUGUGCUAAAAGAGAAUGACAAACCUGAAACUAAGCCAGUGCAAUUUGAAACCACCUCCUCUGAAUCUUCAUCUCUUUCUGGCAGUAGCCCAGAGAGUACACUGGUAAAGCAGGCUGGUAGUCGGAAAAGUGAGGCUGUCGCUGGCUCAUCCUUGGAUGUGGUAGAUGAUACUCCUUGCUCAAUUCAUGUGGUGCAAUUGCCAGUAGAUGUUGGUCAGCCUACGAAGGUUGGGCGAUUCCAGGUGACAACAACAACGGAUCAAGUGGGGCGCUUCUCAGUGUCCAAGACUCAGGAUGAGAUCACCUGUGCAGAGAAAGAGCCAAUGACUCUUCCUCUCUCUGUGGACUUGGAACAAGUUGCUGCUUCAGCUGCAGCUCCUCAGAAAGAAUUGGAAGGAAGGCAGUCCCCACACAUGAAUGGCCCGUCCUUGGAGCUGGAGGCCGCCUUCUUGAGCGGGAUGGCUAAGGAGCUGGAUGAUGGCUCGGGGAGCCCAGACUCCCACCAGCCUCUGGGGUCAAAGAUCAGCCUCCCUGCUCAGAGCCUUAGCAACUCAUUCAACUCUUCUUACAUGAGCAGUGACAACGAGUCGGAUAUUGAAGAUGAAGACUUGAAAUUGGAACUCCGUCGGUUACGGGAGAAGCACCUUAAAGAGAUUCAGGAGCUGCAGAGCCGCCAGAAGCAGGAGAUUGAAUCACUAUACACGAAGUUGGGAAAGAUUCCACCUGCAGUAAUUAUCCCCCCGGCUGCACCUCUUUCGGGAAGGAGGAGACGCCCCACUAAAGGAAAAAGCAGCAAAUCCAGUCGUAGCAGCUCCCAGGGAAAUAAGAGCCCUCAGCUAUCAGGCAAUUUGUCAGCUCAGAGUGCACCAUCGGUCUUGCCCCCACAGCAGACUCUUCAUCCUCCUGGUAGCGGGCCAGAGACUGGACAGAACCAUUUGUUACAGCCCCUCAAACCUUCACCUUCUAGCGAAAAUCUCUACUCUGCCUUUACCAGUGAUGGUGCCCUUUCGGUACCAAGCCUUUCUGCACCAGGCCAAGGCUGUGCGAAGUUUAACUGUGCAUCUGAGAGAGUGACGUUCAAGCCUGGUGGCAGGAGGACCCGAUUUCUGAGUACGCCCUGCUUGGCUCUUUGGAAGAUGGUGAAAAAAGUCUGUCCUUGCAACCAGCUCUGUAGGACCAGCAGCACUAACACAGUCGGGGCUACAGUGAACAGUCAAGCACCCCAGUCUCAGCCUCCUGCUAUUGCCUCUAGCCGAAAAGGGACUUUCACAGAUGACCUGCACAAGCUGGUAGAUAAUUGGGCCCGAGAUGCCAUGAACCUUUCUGGCAAGAAAGUUGGCAAAGGGCAUAGCAACUAUGAGGGCCCUGGAAUGGCAAGAAAAUUCUCGGCACCAGGUCAACUCUGUAUCUCUAUGACAUCUUCCCUGGGUGCUACGCCCAUCUCUGCAGCAUCAGCUACCUCUUUAGGUCCCUUCACAAAGGCUAUGUGCCCUCCGCAGCAGUAUGGUUAUCCAGCAGCAUCUUUUGCAGCUCCAUGGAGUGGGACAGGUGGUCCAGCACAGCAGCCACUUGGCCAGUUCCAGCCCGUAGGUGCCGCAUCUUUGCAGAGCUUCAACAUCAGCAAUUUGCAGAAAUCUAUCAGCAACCCCCCAGGCUCCAACCUGCGGACCACUUAGCCAUGCUUGGAGACCACGCUGGCUAGACCUUGGGACAGGACAUGGGGAGGGAGAUGGGGCCUUGUAUCAACUACUAGUGCUGCAAUGAACUGGUAGCUUGCCAGACUGGGAAUGAAUUUCUCUUUUCCAACCAUUGCUGUCAGCUCUCUGUAAAGGGAGUUUCCCCACACACUUUCAAGGGGGAGGAGGAUGAUCAGCAUCCUUAUGAUGGGACAGUGCUUUUGACUGAGUGGUCCUGCUCUCGUAUGGAAGGAGAGCUGUGAAGAUGAGUCAUGGGGUCAGUUAAUGCAGUCUUGCUGUAAAAUUCUUCUGUGGUUUGAGGCUGAAUCCACAUGUGUUGAGAUGGGAGAGAGGAAUCCUAGCAUGAGGCUUUAGCACACUUCUCUUCUCUCCCUGAAGAACCAAGACCAGGAGAAAAGCUGUCCAAAUCCCCCUCCUCUCCCUCUCCCCAAACAAUCGUAUUUGGCUCCAGAAUGAUGGGGCACACAAAUGGACUUGCAGUGCAGCCCGUGCUUGAUAGGUCAUUACUGCUUUAAGUAAGAUAUUAACAGCUUUGACUGCAGCAUUAGAGCAAUUUAAAUUGUUUAAAAAUUUUAAAAGUUCCCUGCGGACAUGUACUUACCAUCAGUUUUGAUGUGGAAACACUGUGAUAUAUAAAUGUUGUUGGACAACAGUAGUUUAAAAAUGAGUGGAAUAUAGAGGGUUAAAAAAGUUAAAAAGAAAAAAUGGAAAAAAAGCUAGCUAUAUCCUUAUACUUAUUGGAGACACUUUAACUUUUUCCUUUGUAUUUUCAUUGUAUUAGAUAAAUAAAUGUGAAUGUAAAAUUGUAUAAAUUAAUGUACUUGAAUACUUGUCUGUUCUCCCAGUAUGCUUGCUGGAUAUUUUAGUGCCUUGGACUUCUAUUGCUUCUGCAGUUAGCAUCAUCUUCCCAGCAGACCCCCAGAUGGACAGAGGGCAAGUUCAGAGCAGGAUGGAUGUGUACUUAGUGAUUGGGACAUUAAAGAGUUAACAAUUGGAGUGUUUAUUUAGUGUUACUGCAACUGUCUAGAGUAGGUGUUUGGAGGGGGAAGUCAUUGAGGCUGUAGGUUGGAACAAAGUUCUGGGUGGUGGGGAAACUUGUCCAAGUGCGCAGAUCUCAAGUCGCUGGUGUGAGGAGGACCAUGUGGGGGCGGGAUGGAGGGUGGUGGGCGAAGCCGAGGUGAAACUAACUGGUCUUAUCUAAAGAGUUAAGAGGUCUGGAGCAGAAACAGAGAGAAUGGGGAGAACAUGUGUCUUGGGAAAGGUCCAACUUAAGAUGUGGCUUUGACUCCACCUGUGAAGUGGUGAAAAUGUUUGGUCAGGAUGUGGUAUGAGGGAGAGGUGUCAUUGCUCGUUGGUGUGGGCUUGUCUGCUGGGAUUGAUUUUUAUUUUUUUUUUUCCUUAGUUCGUUAAAGCCAGGAAUAGACUGUCCUGGUGCAACGUCCAUUGCCGGCAAUGGAUGCACUUGAAACAGCCGGCAUCAAGAAGUUUCCUCUGUCUUAUUUGGAGGAUUUAUGAUUUUGUUCACUUAAAGAAUUUCAAACUGGUACCAGGACUGUAACCAACCGUCACCUCUUAGUAACUGUACUGUACCUUUUGCUUUAUUCAUUUUCCCUUUUCAUAUUUAAAAAUACUGGUUCCUUCUUCAAAGUAAAAAUAAUACCAACCAGUAUUUAUAUAGUGCUGCAAAAAGCUGUGAAGGGUCAAAGUACUGCUUCCUGGUACUUGGGAGUAGCUCAGUCGCAUCCUGGAAGCUGGUGCAUCAAGGAGAUGUUACUUGCCUGAAUUUUCUUCUGGGAGUGCUAUUCCCUUGUGGAGCCUUAAUAAGGAGUUUUUCUGUCUCUAGAUGUUCUCACUCUUAUCUUUAAAAAAACAAAAGCGCAAGAUCUGUUUGUUUUGUGUCACUUUUUUUUUUUUUAAACAGUUUUGGCAGCAAGGGCAUGCACAAGCUAGAGAUGGAAGUCUGAGGGUGAAAGCUAGUGGCAAGGUGGCUGAAUUCCAACAGUUCCUCGGCUUUGGGGGUUUACUCUUUGUAACUAACGUGAGGACGAGAACUACAGAAUGAGAGGGGAGGCUCAUAGUUGUGAGUGCAAUGGAAAGGCAGGAAGAAAAUGGCAGGGAGGUCCCUGCUACUAAAGUUGAACAGAAACCUUCUGCUUUUUGGUCUGAAUGGAUGCAGAGAAGAGUUUCCUGAAUACACUAAGUGUAGGGCGGAAGCAUGCUCUAUGUAAAGGAGCAGUUACAAACCUGAGGCAGUAAUGAAACAAGGGGAAUAUUUCAUGACAGAGGAACUAAUCAGCUCAAUGCAGCACAUGGUUAUUUAAUUUUGAUCUAGUAAGUUUGAAGUCGUUUUUCACUUAAUGUUAUGCAAGAACUGGUUUUAUUUACCAUUGAUUUUUUUUUUCUUCCCUCCUGUGGAUGAAUAACUGAAGUCUAGAGGAAUAAACUAAUGCUACUGAACUGUUAAAUUAUUUUGUUUAAUAUUACACUUUGAGUAUCUUUUUCCACAUAAAAUCUGUUUCUGAAUUACAAGCGUUUUCUUUACAUUAUUUAACAAUGUACACUGUAAAAAAAAAAAAAUAAAAAAAAUAAAAUGAAUUCAAACUUUGGGCUUCCCUGGCCGUAGUUAGUUGUAUGUUUUGCACUAAAACCAGGCAUUGCGCUUCUUGUAUGACUGCGCUUUGUGCUGCAAUUUGUUACCUUUGUAGAAUAUUUAAUGAAAUCAUUCAAAUAAACCAAACCUGCUUUUGUUGA